Pseudoliparis swirei is the source of this 2728-nucleotide messenger RNA. It is a transcript of the gene ssbp3b, whose product is annotated as single stranded DNA binding protein 3b. The transcript has 18 exons. Gene Ontology annotation, molecular function: single-stranded DNA binding; protein binding. Bases 106 to 1293 code for a protein of 395 amino acids. The record is from RefSeq and is a predicted model, not a curated record. Gene Ontology annotation, cellular component: nucleus. Gene Ontology annotation, biological process: positive regulation of transcription by RNA polymerase II. NCBI's taxonomy places the organism in Eukaryota, Metazoa, Chordata, Actinopteri, Perciformes, Liparidae.
UGCGGUUGGAGUGUGAGAGGGUCGCGGCCGCGAUGAUCUGACAGAUGAAAUAGCGAGGAAAAAAAAGAAAAGAAAGAGAAGGCGGUCGUCCUCCCACACAAAACAAUGUUCCCCAAAGGCAAAGGCUCCCCGGUGCCGUCGGACGGCCAAGCACGAGAAAAGUUGGCUUUGUACGUCUACGAGUAUUUGUUGCACAUAGGAGCUCAGAAGUCUGCACAGACCUUUUUAUCAGAGAUCCGAUGGGAGAAAAACAUAACACUUGGAGAACCCCCUGGAUUCCUACAUUCCUGGUGGUGUGUAUUCUGGGACUUGUAUUGUGCUGCACCAGAGAGGAGAGAGUCAUGUGACCACUCCAGCGAAGCGAAAGCCUUCCAUGAUUACAGCGCGGCAGCAGCCCCCAGUCCUGUGAUGGGAGCGAUGCCCCCCAGUGAGGGCAAGCCGGGAGGACCCAUGCCACCCGGCUUUUUCCAGGGUCCUGCUGGUGCCCAGGGCUCUCCUCACCCCCAGCCUCCUCCCGCUAACAGUAUGAUGGGACCUCACAGUCAGUCCUUCAUGUCGCCUCGCUUCCCCGGAGGCCCAAGAGGUCCCCCCAUCAGGAUGCCCAACCAGCCACCAGGCGGAGGACCGGGUCCUCAUCCCAUGCUGCCCAACAUGGACCCAACACGGCCUCAGGGUGCGCCUCAGUGCUGCGUUUCAACGAACACCAAAUGCCAUCCUAACUUGGGGCCAAUGCAGAGAAUGAGCGGCCCUCGAGGCAUGGGACCAAUGGGGCCCGGCCCUCAGAACUUUGGUGGCGGGAUGAGGCCUCCACACAACUCCGUGGGUCCUGGUAUGCCGGGAGCGAACAUGGGCCCAGGGACUGGUCGGCCAUGGCCCAAUCCCAACAAUGCCAACUCUAUGCCUUACUCAUCACCCUCUCCCGGUGCAUACGGGGGUGCAUCUGGAGGUGGGGGGCCCCCAGGAACUCCCAUCAUGCCCAGCCCUGCAGACUCAAACAACUCUGGUGACAAUUUGUACACCAUGAUCAACACUGGACCCGGCAACCGAAAUAAUUUCCCUAUGGGCCCCGGCUCUGAUGGACCCCUGGGAGCCAUGGCCGGGAUGGAACCACACCACAUGAACGGGUCACUAGGCUCUGGUGAUUUGGAUGGAAUGAACAAGAAUUCCCCAAACAAUUUAAGUGGCAUUAGCAAUCCUCCCGGCACCCCGAGGGAUGACGGGGAGCUGAGUGGAAACUUCCUCCACUCUUUUCAGAGCGAGAACUACUCUCCAACCAUGACCAUGAGUGUGUGACCUCCCCUCCACCCCCUCCCAGCAUUAUUUGCCAUCAUUCCGAGGAUCUGGACUCACCAUAUAGGACACGGCCAAACACAUCAGCACCGAAUCAGGGACAGGCGCCAUUUUUGGUUCCACGCUAACGCCAGAAUGCUGAUCGGAGGGGGAAACAACCGAAUCUAAAUGGCUGGCGACUACUGCUCCUUGCUCAAAAAUGAAGGACAAUUUCUCCCAUUUAUCACAACCCCCCCCAAGUGUGACGAAAACCAGCUACUGAAAUGCAUACAUGACACGUUUUAUGUUUUUUGCAGAGCGCCCAUAAUCCCCCUCGGCCCCUCUCAACCCUAGAGCGAAGAGAUACAGAGAGAGAGUGAAAAAAAAAAAAACAUGGUUGAAGUUGACCUCUUGUACUUUUAAUUUUUAAUUUUUUGCUUUGUGGUGCAAGAUGUGCAGGAAAUGUCUCCGCUUUUGGUCCCUUAAAACACUGGAGAGUGUGCAUAUGCAUUGUGAGCUUGGAACGUCUUUGUCUUUGUCGUUUUACUUCUCGCCAUGCGUACCGUGUCACAGUUUGACAUAGGAUUCAGAAUUUGCCUUUUACUCUGGCCACUUUUAUGAAUAACGUACUAUCCUACCCAAUGUCCUCCCUUCUAUUUAAAGAUGUUUGUGUCCGUGGGGGGAGGGGAGACUUGAAAGAUUACGGCUUUUUAUCGCGACGACCUUUCGCGGGAUCCAAGUGCUCAGAGGGUCCUCACAAUGUCCGAUUCGUCCCGUUUGAUCCAUUUCCAGUCUUAUCGUCGACAGCGGUGCGAUUCUGCGCUCUUGGCUGUUUUUAAAAUUAUUUUUUCUUUAAACGGUCGCAUUCCUUCGUGGGGGGGGGGGACCCAGACUUCGGCAUAAGAAGCGAGCGCAUGAAUGCUGAGAAUCUUGUGUACAACAUACUACCUAGUGCUGCUCUUCUCUCUGUGGACGCCGGCUUUACGAUGCGGUGUGUAUCUCUUUACCCGUCUGUGCUUAACACCCUGUGCUCCCCGUCGUCGUAGCCUUCCCGUGUUCUCUCCAGUCGCGUUGAUCGACGAUGAACUGGCGGCGAACGAGCGGCCCAUCUGAACCUCUCGUACGCAUCGGUCGUUCACGCUUCCCUCCCGUGUCAUCGGUCGCCCCCCUCCUCCUUCCCCCUCACACAUUUUUUUUUAUAUUUUGAUACGAUCUUUGACUACAUAUAUUGCCCCAGUUAUUCAGUUAGUCAAAGCUUUCUAAACCAAUUCUAGUAGACAUCAUUAUAAACUUAGCAGCAGUCUUGUAAAUGUGAUGAGAAUUAUUUCUUUUUUUUCUUUCUCUCCUGUGAACAUGACGCAUUAUACACAUCUGUUUCUAUGUUGCCUUUAUUUGCUGAUAUUUUUUUAUUUCAAAUUGAGGAAAGAUUGCUUGUUAAUAUAAUUUUACAAUAACUUAA